GUUCUAUUAUAUGACAGUUAAAUUUGAUCACUCUGGGGCGCAGAGUUCUAAAAUAGGACGGCUUGCCUCAACGAGAGAGAAUCAUCUCGGUAUACUGAUGCGUUGAUUAUUGUUGUACAUAUCUAUUGAAAUGGAUGGUGCGACCUUGGCGUCUACCGUCACCGGGGCGCUUAGUUUGGCAAUUCAAUUAGUUCAUCUUACGCAAAGGCACACCUCGAGGAUGACUAAUCUGCCGCGUAGUGUCGCCUCCUACCUCGUCGACUUAACGGUUCUAAAGCAGCUCCUUUCGGACAUCCAAAAUAGCUUGGCGUUACCACCCACAACAUCAGGGAUGGGGACAACCACGUGCUUGGAAUUGAUGAAUGAGCUCAGAAUUAUUGAAGGAGACUUAGGAAACCUUCGAGACAAGCUUCAAAAUGCCCAAAGUCAUCAGACCCUCUUUGUGGCCAGGAACGUUCUCUGGCCAUUCCCGGAAGAUGAGACAGCAAGAUGGGCUAGCAAUCUUCGUGUGUGUAGAGACCGUCUUGAAUCGAAAAUUACGAUCAGUAGCCUAAAAGCCCAGCUCCAAGCUCUAGCAGGAAUCGAGGAGCUUAGGAAUAAGACUGAGACUACCGAACAACGUAAGACGCCUCCUAAAAUUGAGUUUAAGGGGGAGGAUUUCCUGACGAUCGUAUAGGACGAGAGAAGUGCUUGAUUUUAGACUGGAUAUGCGAUGAAUCCUGGAAGCGGAAGCAUGCCGAGCUCAUCUCCUCGCAUCAUCCGAACACAGGCCAGUGGAUAUUUGUGACCCAUGAAUUCCAAGGUUG
Molecule: messenger RNA, 806 nt
Organism: Annulohypoxylon truncatum
Lineage: Eukaryota; Fungi; Ascomycota; Sordariomycetes; Xylariales; Hypoxylaceae
Exons: 2
Coding region: 131-676 (181 amino acids)
Source: RefSeq, a predicted model, not a curated record